CAUUCAAAACAAGAAAUCACCAAACACACAUCUCUUUUGCACUUUCAAAACACUAUGAAUACUUCCCUCUUUUCUUUAUUUGUUCCGAUCCUGGUUUUCGUUUUUAUCGCUCUUUUUAAGAAAUCAAAGAAACCAAACCAUGUAAAAGCUCCUGCACCAAGUGGUGCAUGGCCCAUCAUUGGCCAUCUUCACCUUCUCGGUGGCAAGGAACAGCUUCUCUACCGAACCUUGGGAAAAAUGGCUGACCACUACGGUCCAGCCAUGUCGCUACGACUUGGGAGCAGUGAAGCAUUUGUGGUGAGCAGUUUUGAGGUGGCUAAAGAUUGUUUUACUGUGAACGACAAAGCCUUGGCUUCACGUCCUAUGACUGCAGCCGCAAAGCACAUGGGUUACAAUUUUGCUGUUUUCGGGUUUGCGCCUUAUAGCGCUUUCUGGCGUGAGAUGCGUAAAAUCGCAACCAUCGAGCUACUUUCUAACCGGCGGCUUCAGAUGCUCAAGCACGUUCGUGUUUCUGAGAUCUCAAUGGGUGUGAAAGAUUUGUAUUCCUUGUGGGUCAAGAAAGGUGGUUCAGAACCAGUAAUGGUUGAUCUAAAGAGCUGGUUAGAGGACAUGACUCUGAACAUGAUCGUGAGAAUGGUGGCCGGAAAACGAUAUUUUGGAGGCGGUGGCUCACAAUCCUCGGAGGAUACAGAAGAGGCAAUGCAAUGCAAAAAGGCCAUCGCAAAGUUCUUUCAUCUCAUCGGUAUAUUCACUGUGUCCGAUGCUUUUCCUAGACUAGGGUGGUUUGAUUUGCAAGGACAUGAGAAGGAGAUGAAGCAAACGGGAAGCGAAUUAGAUGUGAUCCUUGAAAGAUGGAUUGAAAACCAUCGACAACAACGCAAACUUUCAGGAACGAAAGAGAAUGAUUCAGACUUCAUCGACGUUAUGUUGUCGCUUGCAGAACAAGGCAAACUCUCGCAUCUUCAAUAUGAUGCAAAUACUAGCAUCAAAUCUACCUGCCUGCUAGUUCUAUAUGUAGAAUUGAUGUUAGCACGUCUUGUAGAUCUUUGUAAAAAGAACACAUGUGGAUCAUUAAGUGGCGGCAACAAAGAAGAUGUAUCAGAGCUACAUAUGUAUGCAUCACAGUAUUUCUCCGAAAUAUCAGAGCUUCUCAGAAGAUUUCCACGUGUAAUCCUUAUGAUGUUGAAAACAAACGACUGUCGUCUCCUGUCGAUUAACAAUGAACUGGUGCAAGGAUCACCCGAUUCGUUCUUGAGUGAAGUAUCUUCGGAAGCAGUUUUAGAGGCAAAGAUGACUCAAAAGAAAUCGUUGAUGAAAUUGCUCAUCAAGAAAUCAAAGAAACCAAAACAUGUGAAAGCUCCUGCACCAAGUGGUGCAUGGCCCAUCAUCGGUCAUCUUCACCUUCUCAGUGGCAAGGAACAGCUUCUUUACCGAACCUUGGGAAAAAUGGCUGACAACUAUGGUCCAGCCAUGUCGCUACGACUCGGGAGCAGUGAAACAUUUGUUGUGAGCAGUUUUGAGGUGGCUAAAGAAUGUUUUACUGUGAACGACAAAGCCUUGGCUUCACGUCCUCUGUCUGCAGCCGCAAAGCACAUGGGUUACAAUUUUGCUGUUUUCGGGUUUGCGCCUUAUGGCGCUUUCUGGCGCGAGAUGCGUAAAAUCGCAACCAUCGAGCUACUUUCUAACCGGCGGCUUCAGAUGCUCAAGCACGUUCGUGUUUCUGAGAUCGCAAUGGGUAUGAAAGAUUUGUAUUCCUUGUGGGUCAAGAAAGGUGGUUCAGAACCAGUAAUGGUUGAUCUACAGAGCUGGUUAGAGGACAUCUCUCUGAACAUGAUGGUGAGAAUGGUGGCCGGAAAGCGAUACUUUGGAGGCGGCGGCUCUUUAUCCUCGGAAGAUACCGAAGAGGCAAGGCAAUGCAGAAAGGGCGUCGCAAAAUUCUUUCACCUCGUCGGUAUAUUCACCGUGUCCGAUGCUUUUCCCAAACUAGGGUGGUUUGAUUUGCAAGGACAUGAGAAGGAGAUGAAGCAAACAGGAAUAGAAUUAGAUGUGAUCCUUGAAAGAUGGAUUGAAAACCAUCGACAACAACGCAAGGUUUCUGGAACGAAACAUAAUGAUUCAGACUUCAUCGACGUUAUGUUAUCGCUUGCGGAACAAGGCAAACUCUCGCAUCUUCAAUAUGAUGCAAAUACUAGCAUCAAAUCUACCUGCCUGAGCCCUGGCUUAACCAUUCCUAAAGCUACGCCUCUUGAGGUUCUGAUCAGUCCACGUCUUAAGGGAGAGCUUUUUAUAGAGAUGUUUUGUCGAAACGUCUCGGUGAGGCGGAAGAAGAAAUCUGGUUUGGUUCCGGUUUAUCUGAAUGUUUACGAUCUUACCCCAAUGAAUGUUUAUGGUUACUGGCUCGGAAUUGGGAUCUAUCACUCUGGUCUUGAAGUUCAUGGGGUUGAAUAUGGAUACGGGGCACACGAGCAUUCGAGCUCGGGAAUUUUUGAAGUUGAGCCAAAGAAGUGUCCUGGUUUCACAUUCAGGAAAUCGAUUCUUGUGGGUGAAACAGAGAUGAGGGCUAAAGAAGUUAGAACCUUUAUGGAGAAAUUAUCAGAAGAGUAUCAGGGAAACAAAUACCAUCUCAUCACAAGGAACUGCAACCAUUUCUGCAACCAUGUUUGUUUGAAACUAACUCAGAAAUCAAUCCCUAGUUGGGUCAACCGUCUUGCUCGCUUAGGAUUCCUCUGCAACUGUGUGUUGCCGGCUUGCUUGAACGAGGCUAAAGUGAAGCGGGUAGGAAAAGAUGGGAAGCUCUUGGAAGGGGAAAGUAAGAAGAAGAGAAAGAAGAAGAAAGCGAGAAGCCGAUCAGGUCCUUUAUCUUCGUCUUCUUCAAAUUCAAGAUUAGAUAAUAAUCCUACACAUAACAGAUCAAAAUCAACGGGUAAUCCUCCUCUUUCUUCUUCUCCAUCUUGUCCAAUGAGACCUCGAGUUCCUUGUGUUGCAUCUGGAGCUCAAGAUCAGAAGCCUCCAACGUAAGCGUCAAGACGUGAUUAAUUUUCAUUGUUUGAGCUAAUUAUACAUGUUUAUGAAUGCGAGGGUGGUGCUUGUGCUUUGUUCUCAAGUUAUAUUAAUAUCCUCCAUUUUUAAUCCGUUUGGUUUUAAUGUACGUAUAGGACAAAUCAUGAAUAUCUGUAAAUACUAAAUAGAGUGAAUUCAACAUUUGUAUUUUGUUUGUUAUGUAUUGAUGUAAAGUUUUGAAAAUUGUACCAAUUAAUUGUUUGAAUAUCA
Arabidopsis arenosa is the source of this 3270-nucleotide messenger RNA. The record is from the annotation of a GenBank genome assembly. Lineage: Eukaryota; Viridiplantae; Streptophyta; Magnoliopsida; Brassicales; Brassicaceae.